AUGCGGAGCCACGUUUACUGGCGCGACCUGUCCGUGGUCGGCAGUGGCCGGGCGCUUCUGCAGAGCUCUACAGGGGUGGCGAAAGCUGGACGCUUGCUCGGAGUGCUCGGGCCUUCUGGCGCAGGCAAGUCCACCUUCCUUUCCGCCCUGGCCGAUGUCCUGGAUGAGCCUCUCCAGCGGACAGGGCAUGUUUGGAGCCCUACUGGAACAAUCAGCGUGGCCAAAGGAACUGCUGCGCUGCUUGCUCAGGACGAUCCUUUUUUCCCAGAGCUUAUGGUGGGAGAGACGCUUCAAUUCGCGGCAACGCUGAGUGGCCGCCUUGCAAAGGAGGCUGUGGAGGAGGCAGAAGCCUUGCUUCAGCGCGUGGGCCUCGCGGGCGCAGCCUCGCGGCGCGUCAGCUCCACCACCAAAGGCGAGCAGCGACGGCUGGCCGUGGCUUGCGCCCUAGCAGGCGAGCUGCCAGGGGCGCGCAGUCGCGCGCUGCUCGUGGACGAGCCAACCACGGGCCUUGAUGCCUUCCAGGCACAAAGAGUUGUGGAACUCCUGAAGGAGCUGGCGCUUGGCAGGAAUUGUGCGUGCGUGGCUUCACUUCACCAGCCAAGAGCGGCAAUUUUUCGUUGCCUAGACGAUACCCUGGUCCUGGCACCAGGCGGGCACGUCGUGUUCUGUGGCUCUGCGGAUGACAUGUCCGAGCACUUCUGUGGCCUCGGCUACAGCUGCGCUGAUCAAGGUGUGAAUCCGGCGGAGUUCGUCAUUGAUCUCGUCUCCAUCGACUACGAAAAUCUGCCACAAGUGGUACAGGACAAGCAGCGCAUCGAGGUCUGUGCGGCUGCCUGGCGCUGCAAGUGCUGUCAGGACGACACACUCGACAUGGAGAUUCCCCGCAGCAGCAGUUUCGUGAAACGUCGGGCGUCUGUCAGAGCCUUCUUCUUGCUUACUCAGAGAUCAAGCAUCCAGAUCAUGCGCGAUCGCAUGACGAACGUUUUCCGUUUGGUGGCCACUGCCGGGUUGGCGCUGGUCUUUGGUGUGCACUUUGGCAAGCUGGAUGGAGGCGGCCUUCCAACCGCCAGAUCUGUGGCAGCGAGGAUUUGCUUGCUGUCUUUCGGCGUCAUCGCCAUGGCAUUCCUUGCGAUGGCGAGGGCUGUUGAUCGCUUUGCCAAGGAGAGGGCAAUAGUCAAGCGCGAGCGCCUUGCUCGGUUGUACGGCGGUGGUGUGUACCUGCUCUCCAAGGCCGUAACGGAGCUCCCUUUGGAUGCUCUUUCGGCCGUGCUUUUCGCGGCCAUUGUCCACGAAAUUUGCGGACUCCAUGCAAGGCGCGAGGCAGUGCUCCUGUCGUUCGCCCUUGUGGCGGUUCUUGGCCGACAUAGUUGA
Messenger RNA from Symbiodinium sp. CCMP2592, 1371 nucleotides. NCBI's taxonomy places the organism in Eukaryota, Dinophyceae, Suessiales, Symbiodiniaceae. The record is from the annotation of a GenBank genome assembly.